AAGAGAACAAGAAGAAGAAAGGGAAGGAGGAGGAGGAGGAGGAAAAGAGUCAGGUGAAAAAGCAGGGAAAAGAGCAGAGAGAAGGCGAGGGAAGUGGGCCGAAGUUUCUCCAUUCGAGCUUUCCUCACCACAUCCGGGACAAAGCAGCCAGCGGCGACAAACGCUCUUCCAGGAUACAAGCCAGCCAAGUUUUUGAAGGACCUUCCAAGUCAGCUGAUAAUGGAGCGGGGGGACGCCGAAGAUGGCUGAGGAAGACGAAGCGAAAUGUAUCGGACGCCAAAGACAAUGCGCGUAAAUCUGGCGAACCAAGACUAAAAGGCGAAGAAAAAUCCGCGGCAAGACACGAAAAAGAAAACAAAGGAAGCUCCCUCAGAUUCGAAAGGGACGUCGCCAUGCCCACAGAAACCCCUUACAGGAUUUUCACCUUAGAAGGCGGAGGGUGCAGCUUCAGGGGCGGGCGAAGAGGAAGUAAAAGCAAUCAUUCUUGGGCGGAAGAGGAACUGCAGGAGACCGAAGGAGGCCCCGUGCACGUGGUGGAGACGGUGGUUACGGUCUUUGUGAAGGACAUCAACGACAACGCUCCGGUCUUCUCCAACACGACCAUGUUCGCCUCGGUGCAGGAGAACGGCCCUGGGGACCUGCCGGUGGUGAGGAUCUCCGCGUGGGACGCCGACGACGCCUCGGAGGGCACCAACGCGCGCCUCAGCUACUCCAUCGAGAAGAACGUGAUCGAGGAGCGGUCCGGCGAGGCCAUCUUCGCCGUGGAGCCUCACACGGGCGAGGUGCGCACGGCGCUGUGCUGCCUCGACCGCGAGACCACGCCGGAGUACACCAUCCAGGUGGUUGCCACGGACGGCGGCGGGCUCAAGGGAACGGGCACGGUGCUGGUGCGUCUGACGGACGUGAACGACAACUCGCCCCGCCUCGCCCGCCCGCAGUGGGAGCUCAAGGUGCCCGAGACGUGGGGCGCCGCCCCCCCGCCCGACGACACCAUCCUCGAGAUCACGGCGUCCGACCGCGACACUGCCAACCACUUCUUCUACAGGGUGGUGGAGGGCAGCGGGUGGGGGUGGGAGCACUUCGGGCUGCGCACCGCGGGCGGCGCCGGCCAGCUGUUCGCGCGGAAGACGCUCGACUUCGAGGACGAGACGCACCGGCGGGGCUUCCGCUUCAUGGUGCAGGUCACCGACAGGGGUCCAGGGGGCUGGCACGACCCCCGCCACCUGGACUCCGCCUGGGUGUCCGUGCAGCUGGAGGACGUCAACGACAACCCGCCCGCCUUCGCCCGCCCGCGCGCCCACGUGACGGUGCGGGAGGACGCCGCCCCCGGAACGCUGCUGGACACGCUCUCCGCCCACGACCCUGACAUGGGCGGCCUGCAGCAGGUGGACUACCGCGUGGAGGGCGGCUGGGACGCCCUGAGCGUGGGCGCGGACGGCACCGUGAGUCUCCGCCGCGCCCUGGACCGCGAGGCGCCCUCGGGCGGCGAGGGCGUGGCGUGGGUGGUGGCCGUGGACCGCGGGGCGCCGCCCCUGUCCGCCACCGCCACCCUCAGCAUCACGGUGACGGACGUGAACGACUGCGCCCCGCGCCUCUUGCCGCCCACCAGGCUGCACGUGCGGGAGGGCGCGCCGCCCCGCCUGCUGGGGCUGCUCACAGCCACCGACGACGACGUGUGGGCACUGGGCCACGGCCCGCCCUUCGGCCUGGAGCUCGCGCCCUCCAACCCCGCCUACGUCCAGGCGCUGCUCAGGCUCGAGUACAAGCCACAGGCGGACAGCGGGCGCGGCGGCGCCGAGCUGUACACUGUGGGCGCGCUGGACCGCGAGGAGCACCGGCAGCUGGCGGUGGGCGUCGUGGUGCGCGACGCGGGCGGCAUGUCGGCCACGCAGGUCGUCUCGAUCGUCGUCGACGACGUCAACGACAACCGCAUGCGGCCGGCGGCCAAGACGGUCUACCUGUGGAAGACGCAGGGAGGGGGGAGCGACGCCCCCCUGGGCCGCGUGUACGUGGACGACCCCGACGACUGGGACGUGGGCGACAAGACGUGGGCGUGGCUGGGCUCGCCGCACCCGCUCUUCGGGCUGAGUCCCGAGACGGGCGACCUGUUCGCAUCCAGCCACGUCAGGGAGGGACGCUACGAGCUGCAGUUCAGCGUGAGCGACCGCGUGUGGGCGCAGACGGGCGUGCGGGCCAACGUGACGGUGGACGUCCGCCUGCUGAUCCCCGACGCCCUCGCGCACGCUGCUUCCGUCACCUUGGCGCCCACCACGCCCGCGGACCUCACCAGGGGAUGGGCGCCAGGGGAAGGCGGCGGUGGCUUGGGCAGGUUAGUGCAGGCCGUCCAGAGAGUUGUCGGGCAGGACUCCUACACCGUGGAAGUCGUGAGCGUGUACAGCAGUCGCGACCAGGACGAAGCCUACUACACAGCCUACACGCCAACGGACGCUGACCGCAGCCCCAAAUCCUCCGCGCAGGUGGCCCCACGUUUAGACCGCAUCCCCCACAUCCCCCCACUCCCGAGUUCACCCCCUUUCGCCGCGCAGCACCCACGCCAAGACGCAGCGGACAGGACCCCGGCCUCAGUGACCAGCAAGGCCUCUCCCACGCCCGAGUUCCAGGGUCGUCGCGCGCCCUCGACCUGCGUGUGGGUGAGCGCGAGGAAGGGGACCGCGAGCUUCAUGGAUCCGGUCAAGCUGCAGGGGCUUCUGGCGAUUCACUCGCAGAAGUUAGAAAAAGCGACAGGACUCAGAGUCGUUCUUGAAGACGCGAGCUCUGCCGGAGAGGGACUCCUGGCGCCUAAGGACACGGCCCCGGGAUCACAGGACCCUUCUUCAGCGGCGUCCUUGGCCUCAACCGCCCUGCCACUUCAGGUAGUGGAUACCAACUCCACAGCGUUAGUUACCCCACGCCUUUCUCAAGCCCACACGUGCCAGACCCCCGCCCACGAGUCUGAGAUCUGCACGCCCACCUCGUGUCUGAACGGAGGGCGCUGUGUCAGGCUGCAACAAGGCGACAGGUGA
Molecule: messenger RNA, 3023 nt
Organism: Penaeus chinensis
Lineage: Eukaryota; Metazoa; Arthropoda; Malacostraca; Decapoda; Penaeidae
Product: neural-cadherin-like
Exons: 12
Coding region: 393-3023 (876 amino acids)
Biological process (GO): homophilic cell-cell adhesion
Cellular component (GO): plasma membrane; catenin complex
Molecular function (GO): cadherin binding; calcium ion binding
Source: RefSeq, a predicted model, not a curated record